GUGCCGUAGUUGUUGGCGCUCUAGGCGUAUGGGUAAUGUAGUUUAGCAACACACGUGCGGUGUUGCUCGCUUCUUGCCAAGUUUUGCGCCGCUAUGGCCGGUCUGGAGUUACUGUCCGACCAGGGCUACCGCCUGGACGGGAGAAAAGCCACCGAGCUGCGGAAGGUACAAGCUCGUAUGGGGGUUUUCUCUCAGGCUGACGGCUCUGCGUACAUCGAGCAGGGCAACACUAAAGCCCUGGCUGUCGUGUACGGCCCGCAUGAGGUGCGAGGUUCACGGAGCCGGACCCUUCAUGACCGAGCUGUUAUCAACUGUCAGUACAGCAUGGCCACGUUCAGCACGGCAGAGAGGAAGAGGAGGCCUCACGGUGACCGCAAGUCGGCUGAGAUGAGCCUCCACCUCAAGCAGACGUUUGAGGCGGCUGUGAUGACCCAGCUGUACCCGCGCUCUCAGAUAGACAUCUAUGUCAAGAUUUUGCAGUCAGACGGUGGGAACUACAGCGUGUGUGUGAACGCUGCCACGCUGGCAGUGAUCGAUGCCGGCAUCCCCAUGCGGGACUACGUGUGCGCCUGCACUGUGGGGUUUGUGGACGAGACGCCCCUGGCCGACCUGUGCUACGCAGAGGAGGGUGGAGGGGGCAGCUCGCUGGCCUUGGCGCUGCUGCCUCGUGGGGGGCAGAUCGCUCUGCUGCAGAUGGACGCCAGGCUGCACCAGGAUCACUUAGAGACUCUGAUGGAGGCAGCCAUGACCGCCUGCAAAGGAGUGAGCAAAGUGCUGGAUGAGGUGGUGCGGCAGCAUCUGCAAGACGUGUCGGUGCUCACCCGAGAAUGAUGCGGCCCUGAGGGGGAACGAACAUCUGCUGGAAAAUGUCAAUGGACUUUGAAGGACGAAGAAUGAUGGGAACAAUUUGUAAUAAUUUUUUUUUGUGUGUUUAUAUUGUACUUUUGUAUAUACCCUCUGAAGUUAACAAUAAAACUGUGGAACCUGGA
Myripristis murdjan (pinecone soldierfish) is the source of this 989-nucleotide messenger RNA. RefSeq names its product exosome component 4 (gene exosc4). NCBI's taxonomy places the organism in Eukaryota, Metazoa, Chordata, Actinopteri, Holocentriformes, Holocentridae. Gene Ontology annotation, cellular component: nucleolus; cytoplasmic exosome (RNase complex); nuclear exosome (RNase complex). Bases 94 to 831 code for a protein of 245 amino acids. The transcript is spliced from 3 exons. Gene Ontology annotation, biological process: U4 snRNA 3'-end processing; poly(A)-dependent snoRNA 3'-end processing; nuclear mRNA surveillance. The record is from RefSeq and is a predicted model, not a curated record. Gene Ontology annotation, molecular function: RNA binding.